AUGUUAAAACGUUUUAAACGUACGACAUCGUCCGGAAAACUAGAACUACGUGAACGCAAACAACAUGCAGACGAAUCCGUGACAAAAUAUUACGAUGAUAUUAUCCGAUUGUGUGGUGAAAUCGAUUGGGAAAUGUCAAACUCAAUGAUCAUUGAUUAUUUAGAAGAAGGUCUGCGUGAGGAUUUGCAAGAGCAGGUCAUGCUUCAAAUGAGUAUGUUGCCCGAUGCAGAAAAAACAACAACAAAAUUUCUCCAAAUUGCUAAAACUGUCGAGGAAAUACGUAAACGCCGUCAAUAUACUGAAUCACCACAACAACCAUAUUUCGGAAAAUCAAUAGCGACAAUACAAAACCAAAAGUCACCAGUAAAACCGCAAACACCCUAUCGCGGACGACAGAAACUAUUAUUAUCACAGCAAAUAAAAUCGGACAAGAACAACAACUUGUCCACAGGUUUUCCAGUAACUGGUGCUCAUGAUGGCGGAGUCUCCAGUAAACAACAGCCAUCACAAACAAUAAAAUCUAUAUCAAUGAGUCCUAUCCUUAUUCGGGUACAGGUUAAUAAUCAUACAAAAAACGUCAUUGUCGACACGGGCUCCGUCAUUACAAUCAUUUAUCGUGAUUUCUUAAGAAAAAUUCAUCAUAAAAAUUUUAGUUACAAAUGUAAAUCGUAUACAUCAGCGAAUUGUACGGUGGUCGACGUCAUUGGUGAAGUUGAAUUAGAAAUAAAAAUAAACGGUGAAAAGACACAUGUAAAAGCUGAUGUAGCAACAAAUUUGGUAACACAAAUGUUACUGGGCUCAGACUGGAUUACAAAAAAUAGGGUUAUUAUUGAUGGAGGGAAAAAACAAAUAAUAGUCCCUAGACGUAGUGGUAAAGCAAUAACAACACCAUUCAUCGAACAACAUGAAAUUUUUUAUCCUGUAUUGCUAAUUAACCAAACAACGAUACCACCAUUUUCAGAAUGCAUGGUAGAGGCAUCAGUCCAAAUGAACAACUCAAACUACGCUAUAUUUGAAUCGACUGAAAAUCUCGAUAAAAAAGAAUUAACAGUUUGUUUAACAUUACCGCCGACAUUAAGUAACAGUAAAAGGCAUGAUCACAUGAAUCAAUCCUCUGAUACUCUAUUUAAUCAAUCACAUCGUGCAUACAAUCCAAUUAAGAGGAAAGAUCCUAGAGAUCUAUCCUGUAAUACAACAUCAAAACUUCCAAUUCAUCAAUGUUACGUAUGUAAAACGAAUUUUUUGUCUGGAAAUGAUCUACAACAUCAUCUACGUGAACAAUGUUAUCCACCGCAGAUUCGAGUACAUGUUGAAACCAUGACCAGGCACAUACAAGAUGUAGAACAGCGGGAACAAAUACAAAAUAUUUUGUGGAAGCAUGGUAAAUUAUUCGAUACUACAACGCCAUCCGUUGUUAAUACAACGCUGACACAUGCUAUCAACACGGGAAACCAUCGUCCAUUAUACACACCCCAAUACAGACAAUCACACAAAGAUCAACAAAGAAUUUCAGACGAAACAGAUAAAUUGAUCAAACAAGGUAUAGUUGAGAACUCCACGUCUCCAUGGUCAAGUCCAAUUGUAUUGAUAAAAAAGAAAGGCGGUACAACACGCUUCUGUGUGAAUUAUAGUCGAAUUAAUGAAAUAACAACAAAAGAUUCGUUACCGAGAAUUGACGAGAUAUUUGAUUAG
Didymodactylos carnosus is the source of this 1692-nucleotide messenger RNA. Lineage: Eukaryota; Metazoa; Rotifera; Eurotatoria; Philodinida; Philodinidae. The record is from the annotation of a GenBank genome assembly.